Molecule: messenger RNA, 1251 nt
Organism: Sycon ciliatum
Lineage: Eukaryota; Metazoa; Porifera; Calcarea; Leucosolenida; Sycettidae
Product: kelch domain-containing protein 1-like
Exons: 1
Coding region: 1-1251 (416 amino acids)
Molecular function (GO): protein binding
Source: RefSeq, a predicted model, not a curated record
AUGUCUGUUCGUGUGUGGAGGAACCCCUUCCAAAUGCGCGAGGAAACGGAACAGCCGUGGGUCAUGAAGACUAGUUGCAUAGUCGACUCGACGAUCUACACAUUGGGUGGUUGUCCUUGGAUUAGUCCAGAGGGAAUUCUUCAGUGCAUACAAAUACCAUCGUUAACGCCUCGUUGUCCACAUGAUCCAGACCCAGAACAUGACUUCAAAUCAGUACAAAUCAAAUACGAGACAGCAUGGUUAUUGACCAAUCCUAACCCGCUUCACGUCAGGAGUUGUGCUGCAGCUGCCGUCGGUUCUGAUAUUUUCUACUUCGGAGGAUUUCACCAACCGCAUGAAAACCUUACCUUCUGCAAUACCGUCUUCCAUCUUAAUCCAUGUACGCGGACCGUUUCUCAGGUCAACAUUCGCGGCAGUUCGCCGACACCAAAGUCUAACGUUGGUAUGUGUUCCAAUGUGAAAUGGAAUGAAUGCUAUGUGUUUGGUGGAGUUGGGGAGCGUCCCUCGCAAACUGAGGGCGUUCAAACCCCAGCAUCAUACCUGGAAACAGUACGCGGGUAUGUAAACAACGCAGUACAUGUGCUGGACACAGGAGAUCAUGCUAGUACUGGUAGCUGUACGUGGAGAGAGAUGCUAUACACUGGUGACGCACCAGACCCUAGAUAUGACUCUGCGUUCACCAAUCGCGGCAAGUUCGCAUACGUCUUUGGCGGAGCUUGCAAUUCGACUGAGGAAUUGAAAAAUGAUCUUCAUCGAUUAAAUUUAGAAUCGACGGAGUGGAGUGGUGCUUUGCCAGUGACGGGAGAACUGCCUGAAGAGCGAAGUUGUGCUUCUUUGGCCCCGAGCUCGACGUCCUUACUGGUCCUCUGUGGUGGUUCUUUUGACAAUGGAACGAGUUACCGCAAUGACAUUUCCAUCUUUCACACUGACUUACUAUGCUGGUAUCGUGUGAACACGUCGCACAUCCAGCCACCAUUGGAGGCAGGGUAUUAUCCUUACUCAUGCCAAGAUCCCAUUGGUGACGUCUAUUUUGUAGGUGGUCACAAGCCGUCCUACAAUACCGAUUUAGCAUCGACGAUCGUCAGAGUACGUACGGAACCGUCGUCCUUACAGAAUCUUGCUUUGCAGGUGUAUGCCGGCGUAGCGACUUCAGAAGACGUUCAAAGCUUGCGAGUCCUGUUUCGCAGCGUUUUGCGUAAGAUUCGAGCGCAGCCAUGCAGUAGCUGCAAUCCCCCUCACGCCUGGAAGUAG